Molecule: messenger RNA, 2401 nt
Organism: Larimichthys crocea (large yellow croaker)
Lineage: Eukaryota; Metazoa; Chordata; Actinopteri; Sciaenidae
Product: lymphocyte antigen 75-like
Exons: 6
Coding region: 664-1740 (358 amino acids)
Source: RefSeq, a predicted model, not a curated record
UAAAUGAUCAUUUGGUCAUUAUUGUUAGAUUUAGUGUUGAUGUUUGUGUGACAGACGGACAUUUAUGGAAAUUUACAAAUCGGAACAUUUAAUUGCCAAAUAAAGGACGGUUCCGUAUUUUACAGGACGGGUGUCUUAUCUUUCCAGGUAAAUAUGAGCUGUGUUGUGCAGUUGCGGUGAAGUUUUGUAAUGAAAUGCCAGUUGCUGGUUUCCCGCUCGUGGCGUGGCGUGGUGUAACGCUUCAUCAUCGCGUUAGCUUGUACUUCUGGUUGUGUCUACAAGCCCGCUGACGUUCAUUUGUCCAGAAAACAGCGUACGCCGUGGACAUUUAGUAAAUUUUAAUCUGUAUGAAGGCGAUGAAACCUGAUGGAUGCGCCCCUGCCUCACAUGCACGCCGUUAACACCCCAAAUUCAAGUUUGUCCAUAUACUGUGGAAAUGUACCGGACUGCAAUUCGAGAUACGGUAUAAUAUUUGACUUAGAGCAGUCUGCACGAGCACACGAAGGAGAGACACCAGAGUGGAGCGGAGCGAAAAGAAAUCAUCAGAUUGAUGCAGGAUUACCUUGACAAACAUCAAGUGUCUGCGUGUUUCGUCCAACAGAGGCAACUAUUGUGUUUGGUCCACUGCACACUAAGACAUCAGUUUCAUCAAACAGAGCAAAGAUGAAGUGGAGUCUGUUUGUGCUCAUCCUGAUGGGUCAGUGUUGCUUCUUCAUGUGUCAACUCUAUGAAUACCACUUCAUUAAUAAGAGCAAGACCUGGGAGAAAGCCAAGGAGUACUGCAAGGAAAAAUAUACAGACCUGGCCACAGUGUAUGACAUGACAGACAUGAAGAGACUUAAUAACUCUAGAAAGACACAAGCUGAAGCCUGGACCGGACUGUACAACAACCCAGGAAAAGAGAACAGGACGUGGCACUGGUCUCUGCCAGGGCUGGAGUACAAUGACAGUGAGGCAAAGUGGGAUGAUAAUAAACCAAAUAACGACAAGUAUCCUGAAAACUGUGUGGCAGUGAAUAGUACUAAUUUAUGGUUCGAAGAUGGUUGUGAAGAAGAACAUCCAUUCAUCUGCUAUGAUGAAAAGAAGCAACCCAAUGACACAUACUGUGUGAUUAAUAAACCAAUGACCUGGUCACGGGCUCAGAAGUACUGCAGAGACAAUCACACUGACCUGAUCAGUGGACUCACUCAGUUGAAUAACAUAACAGACAGACCUGGGGAAAACUUCUGGAUCGGCCUGUUCAGCGACAGAUGGAGGUGGUCAGAUGGGAGCAGUUCCUCUUUCAGAAACUGGGAUCCUGAAGUUGGAGACAAGAACUGUGCCUUGUUAAAAAGUUCUGGACAAUGGAGAUCUGUUGACUGUGAAGAAACAAAACCUUUCUUCUGCUACGACGAUAAAGUGAUCCUGAUCAAAGAGAAUAAAACCUGGGAGGAGGCCGAGGAUUACUGCAGCCACCACCACCAUGGUCUGGUGUCUAUCACUAACUCACACCAGCAGGAAUGGGUCCAGAAGAGAGCCAAGAACGCCGACACUCCCUAUGUCUGGUUGGGACUGCGCUUCUCCGGCGUUCUGGAUUUGUGGUUCUGGGUCAGUGACCAGCUGGUCUGCUAUGACAACUGGGACCCAGCACAACAGAUUGUUCGAGAUUGUGACAAGGCUGCAGCCAUGAAGAAAGAAGAAAAUAAGUGGGUCGAAGUAGCUGAAACUGCAAAGUUUAAUUUCAUCUGCGCUUUACAUUAAGUUUUAAAUCCACCAUAACCACCAUAUAUUUCUGCUGUAUUUUUCUGAGACUGCAACAAACUUAACAACACUAACUGUGUACAGUCUGUACUGUCUGUUCUCUGGGUUUAUUGAAUGGUAACAAGACAAAUGUUAGGAGUCUCAACCUGAACGUGGGACAGACAAACAGAUCUUCUAACUGCAGACUAGAUGUUGAUGUAAAGGGUGGAUCUUUUAUUAACCCCUGAUUGAAUCAUAAUGUGUGUUUAUGAGUGAAUACAAAUCUAUACUGUUUUGCUUCUAAUGCUGGUGCUGGUUAUAAUAUGUAAAACCUUGUUUUCUGUCAUGAGUGUAGAGUUUUAUGUCAGUCAAUUUAAUCAUCUCUAAUAUGAACGUGAAUUCAAACAAUAAAUGUAAGUUAAUAGCAAUCUGCCAUGUUUUCCACAGACUUGACCUUUGACCUUCUGUCUAAAUGCCCUUUAUUAUAUGAUUAUUUUCAAUUUAAUGAUAAAAAAAAAUGUUGUCAUAGCGGGUGCUUUGCAUUAGACUUCUUCAAAGAUACUGUACACCCAGAACCCAUGACUCAUUAUACAUUUCCUUGUUAAAUCAUGUGUGAUGUUUGAUGCAUGCUUUUUGUGAUACAUAUAUCAGCUGUUUGACAUUUGAAACCUAAUAAAACAAA